This is a messenger RNA of Phlebotomus papatasi, 637 nucleotides long. It is a transcript of the gene RpL27A, whose product is annotated as 60S ribosomal protein L27a. Bases 149 to 607 code for a protein of 152 amino acids. The transcript has 3 exons. Gene Ontology annotation, biological process: translation. The record is from RefSeq and is a predicted model, not a curated record. Gene Ontology annotation, cellular component: ribosome; cytosolic large ribosomal subunit. Gene Ontology annotation, molecular function: structural constituent of ribosome. NCBI's taxonomy places the organism in Eukaryota, Metazoa, Arthropoda, Insecta, Diptera, Psychodidae.
GAGAAAUCCACGGAAGCUUCCAAGGAUGUAUUUUUUAUUGGGCUGUCUGUCACUGUCACGUCACGCUAACUUCCGGUUGUUUCGGUCUUUUCACUCGCAGUUUGUGCGAAACGUGGACGCGUUUUAGUGAAUUUUGUGAAAAAUAACCAUGUCGAAUCAGAAGAGGAAGAAGACCAGGAAGCUUCGAGGUCACGUCAGCCACGGACAUGGACGCAUUGGAAAGCACAGGAAGCAUCCGGGAGGUCGUGGUAAUGCCGGAGGUCUCCAUCACCACCGCAUAAACUUCGACAAAUACCAUCCUGGCUACUUCGGCAAGGUUGGCAUGAGGGUGUUCCACCUGCGACGCAAUCACACCUUCUGCCCCACAAUCAACCUGGACAGACUGUGGUCCCUGGUCAGUGACAAGGUGCGCGAAGAUUGCGCCAAGGAAGCCGACAAGGAGAAGCCCAAGGUGCCAGUUGUGGAUCUGGUGAAGUUUGGGUACUACAAACUCCUGGGACGUGGUCAUCUGCCCAAGCAGCCGAUCAUCGUCAAGGCUAAGUUCUUCUCGGCCAAGGCUGAGCGGAAGAUCAAGGCUGCAGGAGGUGCCUGCAUCCUUCGUGCAUAAAUGAAUAAACCUUUUUUUCCAUGGAAUCUA